Messenger RNA from Cladophialophora bantiana CBS 173.52, 1200 nucleotides. RefSeq lists its product as uncharacterized. NCBI's taxonomy places the organism in Eukaryota, Fungi, Ascomycota, Eurotiomycetes, Chaetothyriales, Herpotrichiellaceae. The transcript has a single exon. The coding region runs from base 1 to 1200 and encodes 399 amino acids. Gene Ontology annotation, molecular function: hydrolase activity. The record is from RefSeq and is a predicted model, not a curated record.
AUGACUACUAGACGGACGCGUAUUGUUUGUAUAUCUGAUACUCACAAUCAGACUCCCCACCUGCCGGCUGGACACGUUCUUAUCCACGCUGGAGACCUCACUAACCAAGGCACCUAUUCAGAGCUUCAGAAGACGGUUGAUUGGAUUAAGAAAGCCCAGUUUCAGAUCAAAAUCGUCGUCUGUGGGAAUCACGAUGUCACUUGCGAUGUUCCAUUCUAUCAAAUGUACGGAGGCUACUUCCACAAUAAGAGAAGGGAAGAUCCCCAACGCUGCCUCGACUUGCUCCGAUCCGACCCUUCGCUUGUUUUCCUCAACCACGAGGCCACGCAGGUUCGCAUCAAUCACGGAGACGGUCUUGUGUCCUUGCUCAAGAUCUUUGGAUCCCCAUACUCGCCAGCACAUGGCUUUUGGGCAUUCGGCUACUCCCCAGAAACUGCCCCUCAAUUAUGGGAUCAGAUCCCUCUGGACUCAGAUGUCGUGGUAACGCACACGCCCGCCAAGUUCCACUGCGAUGAAUGUGGGAACCGCGGCACGGCAGGAUGCGAGAUCCUCCGCGAGGCUUUGUGGAGAGUUCGACCCAGAUUGUUUGUAUGUGGGCACAUUCACGAGGCCUAUGGUGUCGAGGCCGUUACAUGGGACCUAUCCUCUCCCAAUCUCAGAUACAAAGAACGGAGCGUCCGAAGGUGGGCGGACCCAGACCCGAGUUCUAAGAAGCAGUUCACCGUGGAUCUAUCAUCGAGAGCCAAGUCGCUAGCUUUGCGCAAUGACGGAAGCAUUGGCAAUCUGAUCCCAUCAACACAACUCUCAAGACUUCGGGGCGUGGGAGUCGAUGGCACUGCUGAUGAUGCCAGCACAGAUCAGCAAGACAGAUCCGGAUCGCUCCCAAAUGUCCCAUCUCCCCCAACACCUCCCUUUCCUGACUUCGGAAAGGCACAGAGACCCGCCCCUUCUACGAUCCACUCUUCGAACGUCAAACAUCUCGGCACCACCGGUCAAGGUGGUCCAGCAUCAAGCUCUAGGUCUGACCAAGAGGCCAUUUCCGGUCGAGAAGGAAGGGUGGAAACCUGUAUGGUCAACGCAGCUUACAUGGGGUCGAAUUGGCCUCAUAGAGGUGGCAAGAAGUUUCACAAGCCGGUCGUGAUUGACCUAGAUUUACCCAUUGUGGACGUGAAAGAGAUUGACUCAAAAGGCGCAAGAUGA